Molecule: messenger RNA, 2557 nt
Organism: Polychytrium aggregatum
Lineage: Eukaryota; Fungi; Chytridiomycota; Chytridiomycetes; Polychytriales
Exons: 5
Coding region: 81-2345 (754 amino acids)
Biological process (GO): protein polyubiquitination; DNA repair; proteasome-mediated ubiquitin-dependent protein catabolic process
Molecular function (GO): ubiquitin conjugating enzyme activity
Source: RefSeq, a predicted model, not a curated record
UCAACCAGCACGAUCCUAGUCGUCCGCUGCCAUAGUGCCGUUCCUCUACGAUUCCCGUUGGCGUAUCCGUCCUCUUCGACAUGGCUGAUUCGCGCGCCCGGAGACUCCCUCUGGAAAUCAAGGUGCUCACCGAUGAGCCGAUCGUGGGCAUUGCUGCCCACUUUGAUGACCAGGACUUUUCCUCCAUGUGCCUGACUCUCUCGCCAACCGAAGGACCAUUCCAUGGGCUCCGGCUCCAUUUCUCAGUCACCAUUCCCGAGUCCUAUCCAAAGUCUCCGCCCAUCAUUAAAAUCUCGUCCCCCAUUCCGCACCCAAACGUCGUCGAUGGCAAGCUAUGCUGCGACAUUCUGCUCCCGACCGAUCCCGAUGCCGAGAGCAACCCAGAGUACCGAGGCGGGUGGUGUCCAAUGUACAGUCUGCAGAGCGUAUUUCUCCAGCUGCUCAGCUUCUUCAUGAGCCGGAAUGUUGAGCAAACCAGCGGCCGCAUCACCCAGGUGGUUCGACCACGGAGGGGAUUCAAGUGGCAAUCGGCCUCCAUGACCCCGGAGCAGAUCCUGUUCGAGGAGUGCCGUGCAAUUCUUGUCCAAUUCUCGUGCACCAAGUGUGGAUACAACGACGGAGCGAUGCAAUCCGUAUGCUCGACCUCGGAGGUAACCGAGCCCCUGGUCGAGAGCACCCCAAGCCUCCCGCAGGACAGGGCAAGGCUGCGGAAGGUCCUCGCUCGCAUCAAUACCAAGCCCGAGAUCUGGCUGCAGAUAGCGGACUGGCUCUCGGACCAAAGCAUGCAGCAUCUGAUGCAGGCAUACAAGCCCUUCAGCGACAUUGCCAAUGCUCACCACCUCCUGAUCAAGCGGCAGCUGCGUUGCUUCUUCCUGCGGACCCCGCUGCGCGAGACCAACAGCGUUGUCCUCGGCAUCGGCGUCAGGGGAUACUACAAGAACAGCCCCUCCGUGCGUCCCGUCGAGUUCGAUCUUCUCUCGUACGAGGCCUUUUCGCCGCCCCAUCGAAUCCGCACCAGCUCAUGGAACGAGCGCUUCACGCAUUUCUUGCCGCUGGUGCUGACCGAGUACCACUUUCGACGAUCGCUGGGCGUGCUACAGGAGUUUACCGCCGCCUUUACUCACAGCGGCGAGUCGCGGCGACGUCGCAGCUUUGAUCCCUUGCUUGUGGUUCAGGUGCUUCCGUUGCUGAUGAACGGCUUGGUGGUGCGAUUCAUGAAAGAGACCAGUCCGGCGCACCCGCCUGGCUUCCAUGAGCCACCAGCCCGCUCAAGCUCCGAGUCGACACUGCUUGCUGAAGACGCUGGGGCUACGACAGAUCAUCUCGCCCCCGGCCAAGUCGCCAGGACAAAGUCAAUGAUGCAUGCCUCAGAGAAAGCCCUGAUCGGCUACUUUCUCAUGCUUCACUCGUUCACCCGGCUGACACUCGAGUACCCCGGCAUCCUCGAAUGGGUGAACAACACCAUCUCGUCCUUUUUGCAGGACCCCUCGGCGCGCGACAAGUCGUUCGUCCCCAACCUCGGAGAGUUCUAUGCCUACCUCAGCAUCUGCGACCAGCCCGAGGACCAGUGGAGAGCUGUUAUCGAGCCCGUCUUUCUCGAGACAUUGUGCCGAUCGGUGGUGUGGAUGUUGGAUCCCAAGCACGGCAACAAACCCUAUCUGGCGUAUCUCGAGAGCGACGACCAAGUAUCCGAGUUCCGGCUCCUCGAGACCUUCGAGAGCGCCAUCACCUCGCUCCGGAUGCUCAUGUUCCAUGCCUAUCUGAUCCGGGUGAUAUCCCGGCUGGAGAAUGCCCAGAAUCUCCAGGAGCGCAACGAAAUCUACAUGAGCCGGUACGGAUACCCGCGCCCAGCGAUUCUCGCCGAUCUGCAGCGAGAAGUCCAGGAGAUCUACACGGUCAACAACUGGUCCCUGGCCAUGAGCAAGAUUGGCCUCGAGCCCAUGUCCAAACUCGAGCUGUGCCGGGUCCUGAGACAAGCCAUCGUCGAUAGCAGGCAAAAGGACUACCACCACAGUCCGCUCCAUCGAUGCACGCUGCAAAAGCUGCGACUCGACGCACAAGCUGCCCGUGAGCCGUUAUUCGAGUCCUCGUUCGACAGCGAUCCGUCGCCCGAGCCGAUCCGGUGGGAGACGAUUCCUGGACUCGACACGCUGCGAAGCAACCAGCUGAAGAUUGUGGAUGAACAAACCUCCAACGGCCAGUGCCCCACUUUCUUUGUCAACCGACGACGAAACGUCCCGGGCUCUGACAGGGGCGCCGUCGACGGAAGACCAUCCGAGAAGAAGGGAGACCAUGAGCGACAGAGGGGCGCCGACGACUGGGGAGGAGAAAAGCGGGGACACUGAUGCGGCGCCAGAGGUCUCUGGUGUAAAUCACAGGGGAGACCAUGUUUUUGAGGUAGAUGACCUUAUUCUGGAGUAUAACUCGUCCCAAUCGAAAUAUGACACGACACCCAGUCCUUUCUUGAUCUCGAAUACAAGCACUUUCAUCAUUUGCAACGACCAUCCGCUGCUCCUGGUUUCUGCACCGCUGCACUCGGUGCCGCAUGCAUCUUGAU